GCUUCAGUCAGAGUCAAACACUGCUCUGCUCCACUUUUACACAGUCUUUCCUGGAUGGACUGUAAUGCAGCACUGACCAGUUUCUGGAGUAAUCCAGUCCAGAAUACAAACAUUAUUUUCAGGAUAUAAACUGAAGCGGACGAAUGAAGAUUUUCACUUUAUGCUCCCAGCUGCCUGAAUGUGGAAUACAAAUUUUGGCAUGAAACAGAAGAGCCUAUGGAUUUAUUUCCUAGAAACCCCAUGUGAUAUGAUUAGAAUACAUUUUCUCCUUGGUAAUGCAGUUUGAAUAUUACUGGCUUCUGGUAGAGCUUUGUACAAAGCUUACCUAGAGGAUGGCAGUGCACCUUUGGCUUACUAAAAUAUAGCAGGAAAUCACUUUUUUUGUAUAUACACAUUCCUGUGAACACUGGUUGCGUUGUCUGGUCUAACUCGAUUCAAGAUCCGGUUGUGUCCUGAACAAACACCAAGUUCCGGUCCUACUCUCUCUCAUCCUUUUACCAUCUUAAGGUCAGGUACGUGAGUUAGGCAGGUUAGCCUGUUGCUCCUUGUUGUAGCUUAUACCUGGUCUCUGUUUCAGCUUCUAACCCAGCGUUUGGAGUGUCUUGGUUCUCAAGAAUCUUGUCUCAUCGGUUGUCAUUUCAUCGGGUCACCACUCAGCAUUUCUCAUAUCCUUUCCUGAUAGGUUGUGCAGGCUUAAGAAUGCAGAAUCUGGAUUUCUUCAAGUUUACUUCAAGCCUGUGCCAAAAAAUGCUAACUUUUCUUGAAAUCUCUUUCAAAUAUUUAUGGAAUCUAAUUAAAUUAAUCUGCAAAACCAUCAAUGAUGGCAUGCUUUGAUGUCACCUUGGAUCAACAUGAGCCAAAUAAGAAGGUUGUUAAAAUAGGCCAAAUAGCAUUUGAAAAGAAAGACGUUCAAAGAUAUUUUUUUCUAAAAGCAUUAUCGUUUAACAUUAGGCAAUUCUCUGAUGAGUUAUUUGUACUAAAUACAUAUUAAAUGAAAACUAUAACCAUGCCAACAUUUUAAGAUUAAAUAUGAUUUAUAAAUGAAAUAUGUUUUUAAAAGAAAAACAACAAAAUGUGUAACCUAAAACCAACACAAACUUAAUUAUAGACUUAAGAAAAUAUUUUCAAUAAUUCCUCUACGAAGCGUAAACAUAUCUCCACCCAGAGAUUUUUAUAUUUAUUACAACAUCAAGGAGAAUAUUUUUAAAACAAAGAUAAAUAUUAUUUGUUUAUAUCACAAUAUAUUUAGUAAAUAAAUAAUAUACAAUAUAAAGAGUUAUAGAGAAAAUCAGAAAUCACAUUGUAAAUUAAAAAUGAAUUUUUAUAAUCAAUCUUUAAUCCUGAAACUUGACAUCCUGUCAGAGCACUUCUUAAAUUCUUCUGAAAAUAAGGUGGAAUGGGAUGAAAUGACAGUAUUGGGAGUAAAAGUUACGAUUGCCAUCUUUUUAUCAUUAUUAACUUUGGCUACUCUUCUUUCCAAUAUUUUUGUCAUUAUUACAAUAUAUAUGACUCGCAAACUUCAUACUCCUGCUAAUUAUUUGAUCGGUUCAUUGGCUUUUACAGAUCUACUGGUAUCAAUAUUAGUAAUGCCUAUUAGUAUUGUUUACACUGUCAGUCAUUCCUGGACAUUUGGACAGAUCAUUUGUGAUAUCUGGUUGUUAUCAGAUAUUACUUGUUGUACGGCUUCAAUACUUCAUCUCUGUGUUAUCGCCUUAGAUAGAUAUUGGGCUAUUACAGAUGCACUGGAGUACACUAAGCAUCGUACUGCAGGAAGAGCUGCUGCUAUGAUAGCUGUUGUAUGGGUCAUUUCUAUAUGUAUCUCCAUCCCACCGCUCUUUUGGAGACAAGCCAAAGCUCAUGAAGAACUUACUGACUGUUCAGUAAAUACAGAUCAAAUCUCCUAUACCAUCUACUCAACCUGUGGAGCGUUCUAUAUACCAACAUUAUUGCUGAUUAUACUGUAUGGAAGAAUAUACGUAGCAGCACGAACUAGAAUUCUCAGACCACCAUCCAUCUAUGGAAAACGGUUCACAACUGCUCACUUAAUCACUGGAUCAACCGGGUCUUCCUUUUGCGCAGUCAAUGCCGCUCAUGCUAACUCUGAAGGAACUGCAGUAUGUAUAAAUCACAUCAAGAUAAAACUUGCAGACAGUGUUCUAGAAAGGAAACGAUUAUCUGUAGUCAGGGAACGAAGAGCCACAAAAACUCUAGGAAUUAUUCUUGGAGCCUUCAUAGUAUGCUGGUUACCAUUCUUUGUAGUGUCCCUGGUCUUGCCUAUCUGCAGUGAUGCUUGCUGGUUCCAUCCUCUACUGUUUGACUUCUUUACUUGGCUUGGAUAUUUUAACUCUCUUAUCAAUCCUGUGAUAUAUACAGCUUUUAAUGAAGAUUUUAAACAAGCCUUCCAAAAGCUAAUACGAUUCAAAAACCUUACUUAAGAACUUCUCUGGAUAUUGUUGGAAAUUGUGCUUAAAUAGAGAUUCAUUAUAAAUAUACUUUCUCUAUAUAUCUGGAUAUUAAACAGCUAUCACUCUUAUGGGAAUGUUAUUAAGACAAUUUACAAGUUCACAUUUGGACAAAGAUGUCAUGAUCAUGAAUGUAUAUUGCUAUAUGUAACCAAUGUCCCUGAUAUAAAUUCAUUUAUUUCAUCACAAGCAACAAUAUGAGUCAAUGUUAAUAAAUAACUUGGAGGAACUGAUAUGUAUUGAAAAAGGAUAUGGAAGUAAGAUUGAAUAUACAGUAUUUUUUGCCAAUUGCCAUGCAAAUAAUGUUUGAAGGAUAAUAUAUUGAAUACACCCCUAGAAUAAAAAUAAUUUGCAAUGAUCUUUUCUGAUCACCUGUUACUGUACAUUGAACGUAAAGAGUUAAUCAGAUUCUACUGAAAGUAAUUCCAGUGGACAUAAAUGGUCCUUCAGUUCAGAGAUCCACAUGAACCAGCCGAGGUCCAUGAUUAAACAAGGUGUUUUCCAGAUGUGAUA
Hyla sarda is the source of this 2975-nucleotide messenger RNA. RefSeq names its product 5-hydroxytryptamine receptor 1D (gene HTR1D). Gene Ontology annotation, biological process: smooth muscle contraction; chemical synaptic transmission; regulation of locomotion. Gene Ontology annotation, cellular component: dendrite; plasma membrane. Gene Ontology annotation, molecular function: neurotransmitter receptor activity; G protein-coupled serotonin receptor activity. Bases 1314 to 2435 code for a protein of 373 amino acids. The record is from RefSeq and is a predicted model, not a curated record. The transcript has 4 exons. NCBI's taxonomy places the organism in Eukaryota, Metazoa, Chordata, Amphibia, Anura, Hylidae.